GCUCUCAGAGUAGUGACCGACGAGACCAUCCGACGUGGAGGACGGAAUGGCCUUCUAGAACUUCUUUGGCGUGCAGGACAGCGGAGUAAAGCUGCCGUGUCCUCGGGAGCGCAGCGGGCUGAGGAGGGCCGUCGGGGUUCCCGUUGCCGCUGGCCUGCACAGCUUCCUUGGGAAGGCUUUGGGACUCGGUGAUGGAGCCGGCGAGCGCUGCGGGUCCGGAUGGCGAACGUGGAGGAGGAGGUGUUCUUUCUUACCUGGAAAGACUUGAGAUGCAAGCAAGCCUGUCCCAUGAGAAGUCGGGUAAGCUGCAGAGGGCUCAGGCAGAGGCAAAUGCUCUCAGAACCAAGAUCCAGAAACUGAGGCAGCUACGCGAUGAGCUGAAGGCUGAGGUGACACGGCGGCAGGCCCUGGUCCAAGCAGCCACGGCCAGCCUAGAACCUGACCAGACAGUGGGGAUGAGUGAGCAGGAGGUCUUGGAAAGAAGAUGGGAAAAUGCAAAAGCCAUUCUGCAGGCAUAUCGCUUCACAGGGCUCAGCGGACAGCUGACGAGCCGUGGAGUCUGCGUGCACAUCGACACGGCGUUCGAGGAUCAUCUGCUGGAUUCCUACUUCGUGGACCUUGUCCUGCAGAAGCCACUGCGCAUCCGUCACCACUCGGUGCCAGCCUUCAUUCCCCUGGAAAAGAUGGCUGCUCAACACCUGCAGACCGACAUCCAGCACUUCCUCUUUGCUCUCUGCCAACACCUGAACGCCUACGCUGGGAGGAAGUACCAGGCUGAUCGGCUGCAGGAUGGCUUUGCAGCCCUUCUCACCGGGCCCCUGCAGAGAAACUCGCUGUGCAGUGUGCUGUCAUUUACUUACAAAGUGGACUCGGGGGCUCAGUGUGUCCCCUUUUCCGCUAGGUUGCUGUACAGGGACCUCACAGGCACGCUCCCCACUGAUGUCACCAUUGCAUGUCUAGGGGCAGAAGGCUUACCCAUCUCCUGGGAACGACGGCGAGCAGCCCACAGGACGCUCUUCUCCAUGAAGCCCCUCCACAAGGUUUUUGCUUCCUUUGCAAGAGGAGAGAAGCUAGACCUGAGCCUCACCUCCUGAAAUGCUGCUUCUGUUGGGAGCCCGUGGGAGGAAGUGAGUGAGGACGACAGCGUCCCAGGCAAAGCUCAGCUGAUGAGAAGAGACCACGUCUUCUUCGGGGUGGUGGGGCCCAUCCAGGAGCAUGUGUGCAGUUGCCCCUCGCUGCCCAUCACUUGGUAUUCACAGUACUGAGCUCAGCCAGAAAGGCU
This is a messenger RNA of Ochotona princeps (American pika), 1282 nucleotides long. It is a transcript of the gene CENPO, whose product is annotated as centromere protein O. The record is from RefSeq and is a predicted model, not a curated record. Bases 192 to 1094 code for a protein of 300 amino acids. NCBI's taxonomy places the organism in Eukaryota, Metazoa, Chordata, Mammalia, Lagomorpha, Ochotonidae. The transcript has 7 exons. Gene Ontology annotation, cellular component: Mis6-Sim4 complex; kinetochore.